Messenger RNA from Thecamonas trahens ATCC 50062, 1545 nucleotides. RefSeq lists its product as uncharacterized. NCBI's taxonomy places the organism in Eukaryota, Apusomonadida, Apusomonadidae. Bases 1 to 1545 code for a protein of 514 amino acids. The record is from RefSeq and is a predicted model, not a curated record. The transcript has 2 exons.
AUGCACGGCCGCACCAGUGCGCUGCGGCCGCGGGUCGGCGUGCUUAGCCGCCACCGGGCACAGGUGGCGGCGCGGACGGCGCGGGCGGCGGCCGAGGGUGUGACGCGGGUCUUUGGCGACUCGCACGACACCUUUGCCGCCGGCACAGGCGCAGCCCGGAUUCGGGCCACGCUCCGCGUGGCGGCGGCUCGACCGCAACCACCGGCCGCCGCCAGCGGCGACGGUGACGGCAGCGGCGUGCGGAUCUCGGUCGAUCGCGUCAUCGACGCGCUGCGGAUCCGUGGCGAAGUGGCGUCAAUGGCAGCGGCGACCAGCGGCGAGGCGACAGGCGGCUCGCUGGAGGAGCUGCAGGAACUGGUGGAUGCCGGCCUCGCACUGAAGCCGUGCGUACCGGAGAGCCUCGUCGAGGUCGAGACCUUUCCGGUCCGCCCGCCGCGCGUCUGGGUCCAGGUGAGCGGCAAGCAGCGGGCGCGAUACACCGAGACACCGGAGCACCAGGCCGACGGCUCGGUCAACUGGAUCCGGACGUUGUAUCCGCCGGCAGUUGUGACCACCGACGACGAGUUUGCACGGACUGCUGAGCUGGUGGGCAGGCUCGCGGCCCAGACCCGCGAUCCGACGGUGGUCGCGGUCGGGCACACAGGUCGCGAGGGCCUUCUUGAGCGAGAGGCCGAGUUUGUGAGCACCUUGUUGGCUGCCACGCAGAUGGGGCUGACCGAGGUAGCGCGUGGCAGCGCGGUGCGCGCUGCCGCACUCCGAGAGCCGCCGCGGCUCCUGGAAGCCUGCAUCGCCCUUCUGCGUGCACUCGAGAUUUUGCAUGGCCUGACGCCAGCCGCGCCGGGUCCAAUGGAGCACGAAGAGGCUGCGCGGGUGGCUGCCGUCCGCGACGCCAUUGAGGCGCGGCGCGAACUCGACGCGCUCAUCACCGCCGAGAAGAACGAGACUCGUGAGCUGCUGGAGGCGAUCGAGAAGGCACGGACCGAGGCUAGCGCACUGGAGCGUGAGCUCGAGGCUACGCGCAAGCGGACAGCGGAGGCCCGAGCGCGGGCAGAAGCGCCGCUAGCCCGGAGCGGCGAGCAAGAGUCGUUCUCACACGAGCGAGUGCUGGUGGUCGGCGAGCUCCAGAGCGUGGAAAAGGCCAAUGUGUUGCUCGAGGCUGAGCUCGUUGCGCUCAAGAGCCGGGCCGCUGAUGUGGUGCAGGCCAAGGUUGUCAGCACAAUGCAGGCGCACAAGGUUGAGGCAGAGAUCAAAGAGGCGUCGGCCGAGCAGCUCGCCAUCCUCCUCGCGCUCGCCCACCGCAAGUCGGAGCUCGAGGCCACUGACGCGCAGCUUGCGGCCCUCAAUGAGUCGAUCGCGUGUGCCGAGGCCGAGAAGGAAGUCCAGCGGAUCCACGAGAACAAGGCCAAGUUUGUGGCGUCGAUGAAGGGGCGCAGCCCGGCAGCACGGCCCGCCCUCCGCCGCGGUCCGAGCACCGGCGGACAUCACCGGCGGGCCUCAGUCACUCCCUCCUCGCUCCUCACCACCAGCUCGACCUCGAUGUUGUAA